UUGUCUGCUGGUGCGAUGGCGCUUCUCCGAAGCAUGUGGGGCGUGCUGAGUGCCCUGGGAAGGUCCGGAACUGAGCUGUGUACUGAUUGUGGAAGUCGAAUUCGCCUACCCUUUAGUUUUGUGUAUUUAUCGAAAUGGUUUUCAUCCUCCUUGGCUAGUUAUCCAAAGAAACCAAUGACUUCUUACCUUCGAUUUACUAAAGAGCAGCUACCCAUAUUGAAAGCUCAGGACCCAGAUGCAAAAAAUUCAGAACUAAUUAAAAGAACUGCUGAGCUAUGGAGAGAACUUCCUGAUUCAGAGAAAAAAAUAUAUGAAGAUGCUUACAGGGCAGACUGGCAGGCAUACAAAGAAGAAAUAAACAGAAUUCAAGAACAACUAACUCCUAGUCAGAUAUUACCUUUGGAAAAAGAAAUCAUGCAGAAAUGUUUAAAAAAGAAAGUAUUAAUAAAAAAGAGAGAGUUAACAAUGCUUGGAAAACCAAAAAGACCUCGCUCAGCCUAUAACAUUUUUGUAUCUGAAAGCUUCCAAGAAGCUAAGGAUGGUUCAUCACAGGCAAAAUUGAAGACUGUAAAUGGAAACUGGAAAAAUCUGUCUAGUUCUCAAAAGCAAGUAUAUAUUCAACUUGCUAAAGAUGACAAAAUUCGUUAUGAUAAUGAGAUGAAAUCUUGGGAAGAACAAAUGAUUAAAGUUGGAUGA
Molecule: messenger RNA, 696 nt
Organism: Carlito syrichta (Philippine tarsier)
Lineage: Eukaryota; Metazoa; Chordata; Mammalia; Primates; Tarsiidae
Product: transcription factor A, mitochondrial-like
Exons: 1
Coding region: 16-696 (226 amino acids)
Molecular function (GO): transcription cis-regulatory region binding
Source: RefSeq, a predicted model, not a curated record